This is a messenger RNA of Hipposideros armiger (great roundleaf bat), 5933 nucleotides long. RefSeq names its product TBC1 domain family member 30 (gene TBC1D30). The record is from RefSeq and is a predicted model, not a curated record. Gene Ontology annotation, cellular component: endoplasmic reticulum. Lineage: Eukaryota; Metazoa; Chordata; Mammalia; Chiroptera; Hipposideridae. The transcript is spliced from 13 exons. The coding region runs from base 61 to 3087 and encodes 1008 amino acids.
CCCUCAGGGCCGGAGGCUUCAUCCUGAUGUGUUCUGGCCACAUCCUGCUCCUUGACGCGCAUGGCCGAAGUCGGGCCUCACCUGCUGCAGGUGUCCCCAGGUAGUCCAGCAGCGUGGCUGCCGCCCUCUCCUCCCGGCCCGCAGAUGGGGGGCGGCGACUCGGACCUUGGCCCGGGGGAGGUUAGGCGCCUCGGGGAUCCGGAGCCCGCUGGCGCUGCGCCAGGGCGAGGGCAACCUGCGGGGGACGGGCCGCGCCUCCUCCCGGAACUGGCAGGCGCCGCGGGGCGCGGGCAGCGGCGAGAGCGCGGCCGCCGCGCGGCUGGGGCCAUGGAAGCCCUUCCCGGGGGCGGGGGCCGGACCGGACGCCCGGAGCCGGAGGCGAGGCCGGAGGACGUGGCGGAGGAAGCGGUUCCCGAAGCGGCCGGGGCCCCAUCCCUGAGCGGGGCGCCCCCGGCGGGGCGGCCGCCGGGCUCCCGGGACUCCUGGGAGGGCGAGGAAGACUCGGAGCCCGGCGACCCGCGGGGCGGCCGGACGAGCCGCACGGCGUCCCUGGUGAGCGGGCUGCUCACCGAGCUGUACAGCUGCACCGAGGAGGACGAGGCGGCCGGCGGGGGUCGCUGGCCCGGGGGCCGCCGGCAGCGUCGCGACAGCCUCGACAGCUCCACCGAGGCCUCGGGCUCCGACGCGGUGCUGGGCGGCCGUGGUGGCGCGGGCGACUCCCGCGUGCUGCAGGAGCUGCAGGAGCUGCAGGAGCGGCCGAGCCAGCGGCACCAGAGGCAGUACCUGCGGCAGAAAGACACUAAUGAACUGAAGACGAUCCUCCGAGAGCUUAAGUACAGAAUUGGCAUUCAGUCUGCGAAGUUACUUCGGCAGCUGAAGCAGAAAGAUAGGCUUCUGCAUAAAGUCCAGAAGAACUGCGAUAUCGUGACUGCAUGCUUGCAGGCCGUGUCACAAAAGAGAAGAGUUGACACAAAGUUGAAGUUCACUCUUGAGCCAUCUUUAGGUCAAAAUGGUUUUCAGCAGUGGUAUGAUGCUCUCAAGGCAGUCGCCAGACUAUCAACGGGAAUACCAAAGGAAUGGAGGAGAAAGGUUUGGUUGACCUUGGCAGAUCAUUAUUUGCACAGUAUAGCCAUUGAUUGGGACAAAACCAUGCGCUUCACUUUCAAUGAAAGGAGUAAUCCUGAUGAUGACUCGAUGGGAAUUCAGAUAGUCAAGGAUCUUCACCGCACAGGCUGCAGCUCUUACUGUGGCCAGGAGGCUGAGCAGGACAGGGUUGUGCUGAAGCGGGUCCUUUUAGCUUAUGCCCGAUGGAACAAGAAUGUAGGAUACUGUCAAGGCUUUAACAUCCUGGCUGCACUAAUCCUGGAAGUGGUGGAAGGCAACGAAGGGGAUGCACUGAAAAUUAUGAUUUACCUUAUCGAUAAGGUACUUCCUGAAAGCUAUUUUGUCAACAAUCUCCGGGCAUUGUCUGUGGAUAUGGCUGUCUUCAGAGACCUCUUGAGACUGAAGCUCCCUGAAUUAUCUCAGCACCUGGAUACUCUUCAGAGAACUGCAAACAAGGAGAGUGGAGGCGGAUAUGAGCCCCCACUUACGAAUGUCUUCACGAUGCAGUGGUUUCUGACUCUCUUCGCUACGUGCCUCCCUAACCAUACCGUUUUAAAGAUUUGGGAUUCCAUCUUCUUUGAAGGUUCAGAAAUCAUCCUAAGGGUGUCGUUGGCUAUCUGGGCAAAACUGGGAGAGCAUAUAGAAUGUUGUGAAACAGCAGAUGAGUUCUACAGCACCAUGGGGCGCCUUACCCAGGAGAUGCUGCAGAACGAUCUUCUGGAAAGUCAUGAACUCAUGCAGACUGUUUAUUCUAUGGCUCCAUUCCCUUUCCCACAAUUGGCAGAGCUGAGGGAAAAAUACACGUACAACAUUACGCCAUUCCCAGCGACAGUUAAACCCACCUCAGUUUCUGGACGACAUGGUAAGGUCAGAGACAGUGAUGAAGAGAAUGACCCAGACGAUGAAGAUGCUAUUGCUAAUGCAGUGGGGUGUCUCGGACCUUUCAGUGGGCUCCUGGCACCUGAACUGCAGAAGUACCAAAAGCAAAUUAAAGAACCAAAUGAAGAGCAGAGUCUGAGGUCUAGUAACAUUGCAGAGCUGAGUCCAGGAGCCAUCAAUUCAUGCCGAAGUGAGUAUCAUGCAGUGUUUAACAGCAUGAUGAUGGAACGCAUGACCACAGAUAUCAACGCACUGAAGCGGCAGUAUUCUCGGAUUAAAAAGAAGCAGCAGCAGCAGGUUCACCAGGUGUAUAUCAGAGCAGACAAAGGGCCCGUGACCAGCAUUCUGCCGUCUCAGGUAAACAACUCUCCGGUUAUAAACCACCUUCUAUUAGGAAAGAAGAUGAAAAUGUCCAACAGAGCUGCCAAGAAUGCUGUCAUCCACAUUCCUGGUCACACAGGAGGCAAAAUAUCCCCUGUCCCCUAUGAAGACCUGAAGACGAAGCUCAACUCUCCGUGGCGAACUCACAUCCGAGUCCACAAAAAGAACAUGACGAGGACCAAGAGCCAGCCUGGCUGUGGGGACACCGUUGGGCUGAUAGAAGAGCAGAAUGAGGGCGGCAAGACUCACAGCCUGGGGGCGGCCGAGGCCUUUUCUUCCAGUUGUGCGGCCACAGCUCGGAGAGAAGGCGGCAGCUGCGAAGGCAGCGCGGGGAGGACAAUCGAAGGGCAGUCUCCAGAGCCGGUGUUUGGAGAUACCGAUGUGUCCACAGUCCAGGUGAAGUUAGAAACCUUGGAACUGGACCAAAGGGAUACUGCUGCUGAAACUGAGCCCAAGGUGCACGUGCCCUGUCUGCAGCACUUCCAGGAGCUGCUCGAAGCACCUGGAGAAAACAAAACCACCAGCAAGCUGCCUCAAGGCGGCCCCCCGAAAACUCCCAUCUUUAGCCCCUUUCCCAGCGUCAAGCCACUGCGGAAGUCAGCCAUGGCCAGGAACUUGGGCUUAUACGGUCCUACAGAAAGAACCCCAACCGUGCACUUUCCUCACAUGAGCAGGAGCUUUAGCAAAUCCAGCGGUGGAAACGGUAGCACGAAGAACCGAUGAUACCUCCCAGCACCUGUGUGUCUCCAUUCACCUCUUCACGGUGGUGUAAGGGUUCUGGCUGAAUGGGUCCAAAUAGAGUUUCAGCUGUCCAGUAACUGAUGGAUAGGCUCAGAGAUGAGUCACAGUCCAUAAAAAUUGGAAGUUUUGUAAUGGGCGCUAGGUUAGGGAUGUUUUCCCCACCACUGAUAACCGUUAACAGUGGAUUCUUGUGGCAAAAUAAAUACUGUGGUUUUAAAGUGUGAAGUUUUCCCAAUUUUUCGCUGUGAGCUGUUUAGAAAAGAUUAUGUAUCUAGACUGUUAACAUGGCUUCCCUCCCCCUGUUCUGAGGACCUUCAGGGUCCCUGUGACAACAGCCCCUCCCUACUCCCAAAUCUUCUAGUCCUCUGGGUGUUGUUAAUACUCAAGCAUGCACACACUAGCUUACUAGAACAGAAACUGUAAAAAGAAUAAGUUUCUUCGUUGCAAAAAACUUGCUGAUUUCCCUCUUCAUGCCCUCUUGGGGGAAUAUGUGUGUGUAUGAGUUUUCCUUCAGUUGUUUUUUUCAGCCAGUCUCAAAAUUGUUUUUUAAUCUUAUGCUAAAAUGCAGGAGAAACAUCUAGAUAGCCUUUCCUUCCCUUUUCUAUCUCUACCUGGAAAAUGAAGAAAACCUUUAUCUGUUGAAAUUUAGGUUGAUCACCACCAUGAAGAUCUUAUGCAGAGAACACAAAUGGGAUAGGCAUUCAGCAGCUGCUCUGAACAGCUUGCUAAUUCCAGUAAGCUUUCCCCAAGGUUCAUUUUCUCGUCUCAGGGGGUGUUCCGGUUCUCAGUGGUGGGAUGGACCAAUGGGCGCGUGUCCUGCGUCCUCCGCCAUGCAGUUAAUUUACCUGCCAGCUCGGCACUGCAGAAGCAGUGAGGCCUCUGCUCAAAGCGAGAACAGCACCUGCAACUCUGUUACUUGAAGUUUGUGCUUGUUUUGCUUUUUUAAAAAAAUUUUUAUUGAAUACUUUGUUACGUGAACACUGCCUUUCUCUGGAGAAGGCCACAGUGCUUUCUAGUUCUCUCUUCCCUACUUCUCACUCCCUCCGCCCCCACCCGCUUCCAGCAGGUCAGAGACAGACCUGUUAUCUCCACUAUGCAGAGGGGAACUCAGCCACAGAGAGGUGAAGUAGCACUUCAGAUACUCAAGGUAAAUACUGCCAGGACUCAACUUAGCCACGUUUCCUCCCCUGCAAUAGGCGGGUUUAGUUCCUUGUACACAGAUGCAUUGACUACAUAGGUUCUAGAAACCAAGACUGGGAAGCCAUUCACUGCACUUCCUCCUGACUCAAAAGAUCUUUCUCCAGACCUUACAGAGUCCUGUGAUGGUGUUUCACAAAACCAAUUCGAGCCUUUUUACCCAAAAAGGUAGUUCAUUUAUAAAAUGCUGCAUGCAGCUGUCAUUUGGCUUAAACAAAAGGCUCACUCCUUAAUUCCCUGCUCCCACCAUCAUGAGAAGAACAGGCUCAACAUCUUUAUCCUUGUCUCUGGGAGACCUUGGCUGUGCUUGCAGGCAUGUUGUCAAUGUGGUCAAUAUUAAUUUGAGUUAAUUGGAUUGCUAAUUCUGAAACCAAAGCUAUAGUUUUAGACAGGGCUUUUACUAUGAGAGACAGUAAUUUUUAUCAUAAAAUAAGGUGGUUGUGUGGGCUUUUUGGAAUAGAAAGCAUGAGCAUGAUAUGUACAGUGAGAAAAGCCAUUUUAGCCCUCUUGUGAUAUUUUUACCCCCAAAAGAACUGGAAAUGGAAAACAUGACUAAUAAGAUAUUGCAGUUUAGGCCUUGAAUGCUGUGCCAUCUGAAGUUAGCAUGUAGCUUCUUAAAAAGCAACUGCGCCCACACGCUUGUGUCUUGGGAUGGGUGGAGCUGGAGAGCUGGGUGUACUCUGCAGACCACCCUGGGGACUGAGACCCACUGCUUUUCCUAACGUUAAGCAAAUGACACGAUUUUCUUCCAUCUGCUAAACUUUAUAGAUAAGAAGGAUUCCACCUCAUAUUCUUCUCUCCUCCCCUGUCCCAAAUGAGUCAGAAAUAGUCUUGUUCCCCUGGAGGGAUGUCUGACUUGAAUAGAGAAUUGUUCUUUCCUCUCUUGAGUCAGCUCACAGCUCCCUGAGGGUCUGAGCCCAAGUCCGGGGAGGUGGGUAAGAGGUGGAGGCCACUGACCGCAGUCGGGGUGACACCAGGGCUGUCAACCAACUGUCUCAGUGUUAGCAGCACUCGCCAUCCCCAUUCCCCAGUGCUGGUCUUCCUGAGAAAGGGAUGGAUGAGAUGGCACAUGGUUUGGGAUGACUAUUUGUUGAAUGAAUAACUGAAAGGAUAAUAGUCUUUUGAGGUAAAAAUGACCUUGUUGGGACUUUAAAAAACCAACAGAUUUCUGUUAAAGCCCUCUCUGUACCGAUAAUGUGCAUGCAUUGUACCAUGUAAUCACUUCCAAUUAUGAAUUGGUCACUAUUUAUAAGCCUUGCCUACUUUAGAAAACGAAGAAGUCUGCAGGAACCUGUACCACACAGCAUGUACAAAAACCAGGAUGAACUCAUUACCUUCCCCGUGUAUUGGACACUUGUCUGCAAGCACAAGAAGUGCUUACCACAUAGCGGUUUCUUUAUCUUUAGAUAUGCCUGUACCCUGUCAGCACUUGUGUCGGGAAUCGACUCCUUUGGUGGUCUCUGCCCCUCAGUCCUCUCACAGAAACCUCCAGAUGAGCUAAACCUAGUUUGUAACAUUGACCUAUGGGCUGUAACUGUUUGGAAUACUGUAUUCCCUUUUUUGUCUCUCUUGUUGUUCUGAAGAACUGUAUUGAUUACAAAGAGAUAUGCAUAAAGAUCCUCGUUGUUGUA